This is a messenger RNA of Lates calcarifer (barramundi perch), 2860 nucleotides long. It is a transcript of the gene abcf1, whose product is annotated as ATP-binding cassette, sub-family F (GCN20), member 1. The transcript has 25 exons. The record is from RefSeq and is a predicted model, not a curated record. Bases 125 to 2587 code for a protein of 820 amino acids. Lineage: Eukaryota; Metazoa; Chordata; Actinopteri; Centropomidae. Gene Ontology annotation, molecular function: ATP binding; ATP hydrolysis activity.
CCCGGCAUCUGCAUCAUUACGUUGCUGGGCCGCAUGACAUGUGUGGUGCGGAUAAACAACUGGGUAUAAAAAGGACAUCGUUUUAGCUACGUUCUUCCAUAAAGUGGCAAUUUAAAGUACCAAAAUGCCCAGGAAAACGAAAGAGGAAGCAGAGUGGGUGGACGACGAGGUCGCCCCAGCAGCUGAAAAAACAGUGAAAAAGGGGAAGAAAGAUAAAAAGGGGAAAAAGAGUUUCUUUGAAGAACUCGCAACAGAUGGCAAACCUGAAAAGGUCCAUGAGCUGGCUGUGAAAGACACUCAAGGAAAACAGCCUCAGAAAAAGAAGAAAGAGCGCCGGAAAGAAAAAGGCAGAGAUGCGGAUGAGGAUGAUGAGGAUGUCAUGCUGAAGCUGAAAAAGCUCUCAGUUCAAGCAAGUGAUGAGGAAGAUGAGCCAGUCAUUGCCCCCAGUAAAGGAAACAAGAAGAACAAGGGUGGAAAUAUCUUUGCUGCUCUCAGCCAGGGCCAGAGUGAUGAGGAUGAGGAUGAGGAUGAGGAUGAGGAUGCUGAUGUGGAUGAAGAAGAUAAACCAGCACAAAAGGCUGCAUGUGAUGAGGAAGAUGAGGCAGAGAAGGAAGAUGAAGAGAAAGCUAAAAAGAAGGCCAAGAAGGUGGAAGCCAAGCACAAGAAAGAAAAACCUGCUGUGAGACCACACAGUGAGGAUGAAGAUGAGGAGGAGGAUAGUGAUGGAGGUGACACGAUGAUGAGUGCUGAGGAUGUCAUUGCACAGCAGGCCAAGCAGCAGGAAGAUGACCCGUAUGCUAACCUUAGCAAAAAGGAGAAGAAGAAGAAAAAAAAACAGAUGGAGUAUGAACGUCAGGUGGCCAGUGUUCGUGCUCAGAAUGCCUUGGAGGGGGAUUUCUCCAUUUCCCAGGCUGAGAUGUCCUCCAGACAGGCCAUGCUGGAGAAUGCCUCUGAUAUUAAGCUUGAGAGGUUCAGCAUAUCUGCUCAUGGCAAGGAGCUUUUCGUCAACGCUGACCUCCUGAUAGUGGCAGGAAGAAGAUAUGGUUUGGUUGGACCAAAUGGCAAAGGAAAGACCACAUUAUUGAAACACAUAGCCAACAGAGCUCUUAGUAUUCCCCCCAACAUAGAUGUGCUAUUGUGUGAACAGGAGGUGGUAGCUGAUGACACACCAGCAGUGCAGGCGGUGCUGAAGGCAGACACACGCCGUCUUAAGCUUCUAGAGGAGGAGAAACAGCUCCAGGCUCGUCUGGAGAAGGGAGAGGACAGUGUGGCUGAGAGGCUGGAGAAGGUCUAUGAAGAGCUGAGGGCAAUUGGAGCUGCAGCAGCUGAGGCCAAAGCCAGAAGGAUUCUGGCUGGUCUGUCAUUUACCCCUGAGAUGCAGAACAGAGCCACCAAGAGGUUCUCUGGAGGGUGGAGAAUGAGAGUCUCCCUUGCCAGAGCUCUGUUCAUGGAACCCACAUUACUGAUGCUGGACGAACCCACAAACCACCUGGACCUGAACGCUGUCAUCUGGCUUAACAACUACCUUCAAGGCUGGAAGAAGACUCUUCUCAUAGUUUCCCAUGACCAGAGUUUCCUUGAUGAUGUGUGUACAGAUAUCAUCCACUUAGACAACCAGAAACUCUACUACUACAGAGGGAACUACUUGACCUUCAAGAAGAUGUAUGUGCAGAAGCAGAAAGAACUGCAGAAACAGUAUGACAAGCAGGAGAAGAAACUCAAAGAGCUAAAGGCUGGUGGCAAGUCCACCAAACAGGCUGAGAAGCAGACUAAGGAUGUCCUCACCAGAAAGCAGCAGAAAGGCAAGAAGAAAGGAGGUCAGGAAGAGGAGAGCCGAGAGGCCACCGAGCUGCUCAAGAGGCCUAAAGAAUACACUGUCAAGUUUACCUUCCCCAACCCACCUCCUCUCUCACCACCCAUACUGGGACUACACAGUGUUGACUUUGGCUAUGAGGGUCAGAAGCCUCUAUUCAAAAACGUGGACUUUGGGAUUGACAUGGACUCCAGGAUUUGUAUAGUUGGACCUAAUGGAGUUGGGAAGAGUACCCUGCUGCUGCUUCUCAAUGGGAAAAUAAAUCCUACUAAAGGUGAGAUGAGGAAGAAUCAUCGUCUGAAAGUGGGCUUCUUCAACCAGCAGUACGCUGAUCAGUUGAAUAUGGAGGAGACUGCGACAGAGUACCUGAUGAGGAACUUCAACCUUCCCUACCAGGAUGGCAGGAAAUGCCUGGGACGUUUUGGCCUGGAAAGCCACGCCCACACCAUUCAGAUCUCCAAGCUCUCUGGUGGUCAGAAGGCCAGAGUAGUAUUUGCUGAACUGGCAUGUCGUCAGCCUGAUGUACUGAUCUUGGAUGAACCCACCAACAAUUUGGACAUUGAGUCAAUUGAUGCCUUAUCAGAGGCCAUCAAUGAAUACAAAGGAGCUGUGAUCAUUGUGAGUCAUGAUGCCCGGCUCAUCACAGAGACUCAGUGCCAGUUGUGGGUGGUGGAAGACUGUACAGUCAACCAGAUUGACGGAGACUUUGAUGAUUACAAGCGGGAGGUGUUGGAGGCCCUGGGAGAGACCAUGGUCAACAAGGUCAAUGCAUGACCACACAGAAGACAGCAUCCCUCCACCACUCCAUCUAGACUGCUCAGCAUGUCUCACAAAGUAACACUCAUAAAUAAAAAAUGUUGGAUUUGUUGGGUUGGAUAUCUUUUCCAUUCUGGACUGUAACAUCUUUAAUGGGUUGUAGAUGGACAUAUAUUGGAAUGUUUAUCUUAACAUUAAUUUCUAAAAAUAAAGAUGGAGAAGAACUGUCUUGAAUAAUGAUCUGUGGUCAAAAUAUACUAAAGCUAAACAAUAAAAUACAUAAAUUUUUCA